Molecule: messenger RNA, 1008 nt
Organism: Cryptococcus wingfieldii CBS 7118
Lineage: Eukaryota; Fungi; Basidiomycota; Tremellomycetes; Tremellales; Cryptococcaceae
Product: alternative cyclin Pcl12
Exons: 2
Coding region: 1-1008 (335 amino acids)
Biological process (GO): regulation of cyclin-dependent protein serine/threonine kinase activity
Cellular component (GO): cyclin-dependent protein kinase holoenzyme complex; nucleus
Molecular function (GO): cyclin-dependent protein serine/threonine kinase regulator activity; protein kinase binding
Source: RefSeq, a predicted model, not a curated record
AUGUCUGCCCCCGUCCCCGUCUACCGCCACACCUCUGCGUCUCCCCCCUCCUCGUCGAGAAAGGCCGUCAAGGCCUGCGCCACCGCCACUGCCUCCUCAUCGAGACCGCCCACGCGGUCAGAGCAGUCCUUCUAUGGCCACGAAGAGACCGCUGUGAUGGCUGCCCGAUUCAUCACAUCAUUGUUCCAAUGCCCCAACAUCCCCUCCCCCACCGCUCCCGGCGCACCCACGCCCACCCUUGCCCACUUUGUCGCCUAUGCGCUGCAUAGAACUCGCCUCCCCUCUGUCGUCACCUUUGCCGCCCUCCUCCUGCUCCAGCGCCUGAAAAAGCGCUACCCUGCAGCCCGAGGAUCCUCCGGCCACCGACUGUUCAUCUCUGCCUUCAUGAUUGCAUCCAAAAUCAUCUGCGACGAUACCUACUCGAACCAGUCAUGGGGCAUCGUCGCGCAAAAGAUGUUUGCGCUGAAGGAGAUCAACCAGAUGGAGCGAGAGAUGUGCGGCUACCUCGAGUGGAAUCUCAACUUUGACGAGCGUGAGAUGGCGGACUUUGAGGCGUCCACUCGCACCGAGCACGGCCCCGAGGCUGUCGUCCGCGCCAGCUCUGGUUCUUCUGGCAGGUCGGAGGCAUCCUUCGUAGCCCCUCCCGCCAAGUCCUACCCCACUCCCGAGAACACGCCCAACCCCCAGGUGUCUAACCGUCCCAUCCGCCCCGUUCCCUCGCCAUACAAGACACGGGUCUACCAGCACUCUCAGGUUUCUGCCGCUGCUUUUCCUUCCCCUCCUCCCUCCCCUACACACGGCGAGCCCCCUCAUCUGAGCUCGGCCAACUCGUCCCUUCAAUCCUCUCCUGCGUCUGACGACUGCAAGACCCCUUCCCCCGUGGCGGUCACCGCGACCAACCGGGGCCCUCAUCCUCAUGCCAAGUCGUUUGACAUGGCCAAAGCUUUCGAAGUUUCUUCAUAUGAUAUCAGGAGGCAAGCAGGGGACGACGGGAUCGUUGUGUGGUGA